AUGGCUGCCGUUGCGGAGCUCAAGAAGCGGACGAGGAGAGACUACAAGUAUAUGCUCGAUUAUAGAACCAGAUGGAUCGACAAUGACAUGUACGACCACAUGAACAACUCAGUUUACUACUACCUUUUCGACUCGGUCGUGAACACCUACCUCAUCCAGCACUGCGGCCUCCACCCCCCGACAUCGCCCGAGAUCGGUCUGGUCGUCCAUUCACACUGCGACUAUUUCGGGCCCCUGGGGUUCCCCGCCGUCGCUGACCUCUGCUUGCGGGUGAACAAGCUGGGGAAGAGCAGCGUCACGUAUGAGAUUGGGGUGUUCGAGCAGGGCAGCGAGGAAGCCAGGGCGGUCGGCGAGUUCGUUCACGUCUUCGUGGGCCGAGAGAACCGGAGGCCUGGAGUCAAUGGAAUGGGGACAGCGCUGCGGGAAGGACUGGCGAAGCUUACAGUCGAUGCUCAAGCAAAAUUGUAAGCGGAACGCGUCCAUGGAGGGCGGACUGCUUUGCCUAUG
Eremomyces bilateralis CBS 781.70 is the source of this 507-nucleotide messenger RNA. RefSeq names its product Thioesterase/thiol ester dehydrase-isomerase. Gene Ontology annotation, molecular function: fatty acyl-CoA hydrolase activity. The transcript has 2 exons. The record is from RefSeq and is a predicted model, not a curated record. Gene Ontology annotation, cellular component: mitochondrion. The coding region runs from base 1 to 468 and encodes 155 amino acids. Lineage: Eukaryota; Fungi; Ascomycota; Dothideomycetes; Eremomycetales; Eremomycetaceae.